AUGAACUGCUUCAUGUGGGUGUUCUACGCCAUGCCAUUCGUCCAUCCGCACAGCGUUCUCGUCAUGACCAUUAACUCUCUGGGCAUUAUCUUGGAGCUCUCCUAUCUCGCCGUCUUUUUCUACUACAAUAACGCCAAAACCCGGGGGAAAAUGGCGGGUUUGCUCGUAGUAGAACUCAUAGCUCUUGCUGGGAUAGUUGCCGGCACUCUCAUGGGCGCGCACACAAUCGACAAGAGAACCACGAUUGUGGGUUCGCUGUCUGUUGUGUUUGGCAUCAUUUUGUAUGGGUCGCCGCUCUCCAUAAUGAGGACGGUGAUUAAGAGCAAGAGCGCGGAGUACUUGCCGGGUUGGCUCAUCGCUUCGGGGUUUAGUAAUGGAAUCAUCUGGGCAGCCUAUGCUUGCAUUAGAUUCGACAUCUUCGUGUUCGUCAGCAAUGGCGUUGGGGCCUUAUUGUCUUUAGUCCAGAUUAUCCUCAAGAUCAUUUACCGCAACGCUCCAAAGCCUGCAGAUACCAAGCCAACAUCGCAGGUGAAGAUCCAGAAUGUGGUUUAA
Molecule: messenger RNA, 552 nt
Organism: Ipomoea triloba (trilobed morning glory)
Lineage: Eukaryota; Viridiplantae; Streptophyta; Magnoliopsida; Solanales; Convolvulaceae
Product: bidirectional sugar transporter SWEET5-like
Exons: 1
Coding region: 1-552 (183 amino acids)
Biological process (GO): carbohydrate transport
Cellular component (GO): membrane
Molecular function (GO): sugar transmembrane transporter activity
Source: RefSeq, a predicted model, not a curated record